ACCAAGAGAUUUUUUUAAAUUAAUUUAAAUUUAAGUUCUAUUAAUUUAAUUUUAGAUUUAUAAAUUAAAAUGACAUUGAAAUAAAUAUGAAUAACAAAGGUGAGAAAACUUGUGAUUUGUGUAAACAAACAUCCAGUACCGAUGAGGAAGAUGUUAUCCUUUUUGGAGAAUGGAUGACAAGAAGUAAUAUAACUGUUCACUAUUAUUGUUUGCUCCUUUCGACAAACUUGCCACAGAAUGGUGAAGAUCACGGAGGAAUAUUGGGAUUUCAUUUGCGUGACAUACGAAAGGAAAUAAAAUUGGCGACGAAACGGCAUUGCAUGUAUUGCAACGCAAAUUAUGCUACAAUAAUGUGUCAUGGUUGCAAAAAAUAUUUCCACCUAAUUUGUGGUCACACCAAUAAGUGUCUGUCGGAGUUUAUUGGCGAGUUCAAAUCAUAUUGUAGGAACUGUGUUCCUCUCAGCGAUGAACAAAAGGCCCUAAUGAAAUCUAAUCCCCAACCAAACAAAGCUGCGUGCUAUAUAUGUAGACAAUAUAUGGGAAUAUACAGUCCGACUAAUUGGAUUAGUGCGAAAUGCUGUAAAAAUGGGUAUGUUCAUAGUUUAUGUCUAAAGAAGUAUGCUUUGAAGGCUGGCUACUAUUUGAAGUGUAUAUGGUGUAAAAAUAAAGAGUUUCGAGAAGAUAUCAAAUAUAUGGGUAUAUUUGUGCCUGAUCGUGAUGCAGAUUGGGAACGUGAAAAAGAUGCAUACAGAGAUUUGCAUCGAUCCACAAAGCGUUGCGACAUGACACCAUGCAAUUGUCCGAAAGGGCGGGUAUAUACAUCACCCAAAUGGUCAAUCAUAAGAUGUACCUUGUGUGGUCUUGUUGGGGCCCACAAUCCAUUUUGUAUUCCCGACACAGACAUUCCAGUACGAGAAUUUAAAUGUGAUACAUGUUCGGUAACGGAACGUACCAUAGUUAGAACAUUAUCAGAAACUCAUCAUUUUGAAGAGAUAUCUGAUUUAGAUAUAUCCUUGAGGGUAAAUAAAGGACCAACUAUUGAAAAUUUAGAUGAGCAGUGCAGUAGUGUUAGUACCGAAAUAUCCAAUGAUUCGAUAGCAACAGCUGUAAAUCCAUCAUUGGAAGGUUUAAUUCCACAUUUAACACAAAAUUCCGAGGAUUUGCAAACGUCGAAAGGGGAUGAAAAAAUAGGAUCAAUUGAUUUGGCAGCAAAAAUGUGUGAAGUCACUCCUAGUAGUAGCAGCCAUUAUGAAAAGAACUCCACAUUACAUAAAAGUAUGAAUCGAAUAGAUGGCAAUGCAAAUGAUCAUAAUAUGCAACCCGCUACGGAAGUUAUAAAUAUGGAAAUACACAGGAAUUUACAACAAAUUCAAAAUGAAAGCAAUAUUCGAGAUCAUGACAUGCGAUUGACUGUUGAAGACAAAAGCACUGCAAAUAACAGCGAUGAUGAAAAUGCAGAGAGUGAUGAAGAUCCACCUGAUUAUGCCAUUGAUAUGGCCGUUGAUCAUUUCCUAUCUGUCUUUGGAUUCAAGUGAAAAAGACUUGAUUCCACCAAAAUGUCGGCAGCCACCUGUGUUGAUCGCAGCGUACAUUCAGCCAAUAUUGAGGAAAUUCAUAAUGUGCCAAUGCGAGUUAUACAUCGACCCAUCCCACCAGUAUUAGAUG
Molecule: messenger RNA, 1665 nt
Organism: Musca domestica (house fly)
Lineage: Eukaryota; Metazoa; Arthropoda; Insecta; Diptera; Muscidae
Product: putative sulfiredoxin
Exons: 4
Coding region: 87-1535 (482 amino acids)
Biological process (GO): cellular response to oxidative stress
Cellular component (GO): cytoplasm; nucleus
Molecular function (GO): sulfiredoxin activity
Source: RefSeq, a predicted model, not a curated record